Messenger RNA from Penicillium salamii, 747 nucleotides. The record is from the annotation of a GenBank genome assembly. NCBI's taxonomy places the organism in Eukaryota, Fungi, Ascomycota, Eurotiomycetes, Eurotiales, Aspergillaceae.
AUGAUCUUCACUAGAUAUGUACUAUGUGCUUUAGCGGCAAGCCUCCCAGUGUCUGGAGCCAUUCUCUCCGGCAACCGCCAGGAUGUGCUGCAGUCUGGCUGUGAUGGCUCUGGUGUUGUGGAUGGCGGUCACUGCAAUGGCACCGGAGUGGUGGACGACCCAACCCCCCAUCACCGGGAAGGGUUCCAGUUUGAGAACCCAUCAACCGACUGCAAAUACGUGUCACAGAUGUACAUCUGGGAUUCCUUCAAAGUGUUAGAGAAAGAUAUGAUGAAAUUGUUUACGCUGAUCCACAAAGACGUCGAUUUUACCGUCGUUGGGCACCACCCCGUCGCCGGCCACUACCACGAUCUGCUACAUUUCUACGUGAAUGCCCUGCGGCGAGUGAGUGUUGUGUUUCUCGACCAUGCAGAUCUCUUCGAGAUCCACCCGCAGGGAAUCUACGGUGGAUGUAACGCCGAAUGGUCGGUGCAAGAGAUCCAAUUUAAGGGAGUGAUGAAUUCCGGUGACAAGUUCGAUAUCAUCAACGUGUGGUUCACUCGCUGGCAUCAUGGCCAAAUGGUGGAGAUCCGCACCUAUAUUGACGCCCCCAGGAUCAUAGAGGCCUUGCAGAAGAACGAGAUUUGGUGGAAUGGCACGACACACAGAGAGAAUCUGCAUUAUAUGCCCGGACCAGCCGGUAUGCCCGAUCUGGAGAAGCUUGAGAAGAUGAUGGGAUAUCCAGAUGGAAGCAAAUACGUAGCGUAG